This is a messenger RNA of Trichoderma citrinoviride, 2448 nucleotides long. RefSeq lists its product as hypothetical. Gene Ontology annotation, molecular function: catalytic activity; protein binding. Bases 1 to 2448 code for a protein of 815 amino acids. The record is from RefSeq and is a predicted model, not a curated record. The transcript has 9 exons. NCBI's taxonomy places the organism in Eukaryota, Fungi, Ascomycota, Sordariomycetes, Hypocreales, Hypocreaceae. Gene Ontology annotation, biological process: nucleoside metabolic process.
AUGUCUAUUGCGAGAUCUAUGCUUGAUGAUAGACAUCAUGAGCUGGCAGUCCCGCGUAACGACGAUCCCUUGUAUACGCUGGGAACCAUUGGUUCGUACAAAGUCGUUAUUAUAUGUCCGAGAAGGCCAAGCUCGCAAGCCUCAGUAAUUAAGUCCCUAUCUGCGACUCUUCAUGAAAAGUUCAGCUCCGUCAAAUACUGUUUCAUCACAGGAGUUGGUAGCAGCAUUCGGCCCAACGUCAGGCUUGGGGACGUUAUAGCUGACGUGGGGCAAGGGGAACUCGAACUGGAACAUGUUUCGUGGUGGAAGACUGGGGAGUGGACGGAGCUUCCUAAGACCCUGCUCGCUAUUUUGAGAGAGGUGAAACUGCAUCAAACGCGCCUUGGCUCAAGAAUAACAGAACACGUUGACAGAGAAAAGAGCGCGAUGUCCGCUACUGGUUCGAUAUCUCUCACGGCUGAUCAAUUGGAGGACUUUCUGUUCAAGGCGAACUAUGACCAUGUGGAGAACUCUACUACCGGGCCUGAUGGCAAUUUCAGUCGUCAUGAGACUCUGCGAUCUUCCCGGUCUAUAGAGAAGCCAUGUGGCUCUUGCGAUAUGUCGCAAAUCAUCAAUAGACUACCCCGAGAAAAGAGAGUCCAUUGUGGAAUGACUGCUUCUAGCAAUCAGAUCAUCAUAAAAAACGCCCUCGAGCGGGAUGAGUUGGGGAGGCAUCUACCUGAUGAUGUACUGUGUAUGGAACAAGAUGCAGCGGGCUUGACGAGCGCAUUGCCUUACCUGCUGAUUUGCGGCAUCUCUGACUAUGCGGAUUCGCACGGUAAUGACAGCUGGAAGGAUCAUGCCACAGCUGCAGCAGCUGCCUGUGUGAGGGAAAUCUUACUUCAUAUGCCACUCCACGCCUUCUUCUGCCAUGGAAUCCCUGGAUCGGGGAAAUCUGUUCUUGCAGCGGCUGUUCUUGACCAUCUCAUCGAAGUAUUUCAUCCGGAUGCAACAGUUAAGAUAUGCUAUAUCUUCUGUCGGCUGGACCAGGCAGAGCAAGGCGUCUUGGGCUUGAUGUCCAGCAUACUGAAGCAGAUGUGCCAAGUCGAACAGUCUCUACCGCAGGUUUUGCAGGACUUGUUCGAUUCACAUAGCAAGCAAAGCACAAAGCCAUCAGUGGACGAGAUAUGUAGUGCAGUCGAAGCACUGGUUCUCAUGUCAUCGCGGACCUUUAUCGUCGUUGAUGCGCUGGAUGAGUUGGAACCAGGGAUCGCACAACAUUUCGUAUCACGGCUCUUCUCUUUACAGUACCAGACUAAAGCAAACAUCUUCGCAGUUUCAAGGUCCGUUUAUGAUAUUGUGCGGAGAUUCCGAGACCAUGGAUCAAUAAUCAUGGAGCAUCGCGCGAGGGAGGAUGACAUCAAUAGAUAUGUCGAGAACAACAUGGACCAGAUGCCGAAUUUUGUCCAUGCCAAUCCCGUACUCCAAGACAAACUAAAGAUUGAAAUAGUCAAAUUGACUAAUGGAAUGUUUCUGUAUACGGAACAUCUUAUCGAAUCAGUAAGGGGGUGUACGACAAAUAGGAGCAUGCUACGUUAUUUGGACACGAUAAUGCGGCGAAUUCAGAAGCAGGACGCGGACCACACGGAUCUUGCUAUACACAUUCUAAUAUGGGCAGAGGUGACACGCGGAUCAUUGACGAUUAAAGCACUACAGCACGCCCUUGCAAAUAUCCCAGAUGAGGCCUCCAUCCUGUCAAGAAUUGGAUUUUGUCAUCUCUCGGUGCGUGAAUGUUUCAGGGCGCAAAAGAGCAAGUGGUUUCCCGACGCUCGGCUCCAUAUCGCCAAAACAUGCCUCACAUAUGUCUCGUUCGACACAUUCAAUUCAGGAAUGGCCCAGGGCAAAGAAGAAUACAAUGACCGCUUGCUGCUUAACCCCUUUUUCGAGUAUGCGAGUACAGGAUGGGGGCUCUAUGCUCGAGUGGAAGCGGAUCUCAUCGACAGCCUACAUUUCCUAGUAAAGGAGCAGAAUGUUGCAGCAGCAGCUCAAGUAUACUUCCAAAGGAUACCUCAGAUCACAUUAUCUGAAUUUGCCGCAUUUAAACAACCAGUUGGCCUGCACUUGGCGGCGUGCUUCGGCCUGAUUGAAGCGGCAACUUUCCUCCUCGGCACUUACGACCUCGCCGUCAUAUCCGGGCACGAAAACAUGGUAGAACUUCUCAUCCACAAACAUGCUGACAUCGAAUCCAAAGACUCGCGUGGGCGUACAGCGCUUUCACUUGCCGUCAAGUGGGGACGCGUCUCCAUCGUGGACCUGCUCGUCAAGCAUGGUGCCAAGGUCAACUUUUACGAUGAGGACGGCCAUUCUCCACUGUUGCAAGCGAUUGAAGCUAAUAAUGAAGACAUUGCGCAGUUGCUCCUGGAGCAUGGGGCCGAUAUUGAGACGGAGGAUUCUGGAUGGAGGACCUAG